AUGGAAAACUCUGUUACAGCCACUGCAUCUCUAUCCCUUCAACUCCACCGUUUCUCUUCGAAUUUCCAAGUCUUCUGCUUCAAACCUUCCACGCAAUCACCAUCACCACCACCCCCUAAAUCACCCACAACAACAACAACAACAACCCAUCACAGAAACGUGCCCAAAAUCACCACCAAGAAGAAUAACAACAAGUACAAGGUGAAACCUUUCAAAGAAAAAGAUGUUUUCCCAUGCUCCUUACCCCUCCACACCAAAAACCCACGUUCCAUUUACAAGGACAUUAAGCGAUUCGCUCGCGAGAACAAGCUCAAGGAAGCUCUCACCAUCAUGGACUACGUUGACCAACAGGGUAUCCCUGUUAACAUCACAACCUUCUCUUCCCUCAUUGCUGCUUGCAUCCGCACCAAUUCAAUCUCACAAGGAAGGGAAGUUCACACCCAUAUUCGAAUCAAUGGCCUUGAAAACAACGAUUUUUUGCGCACUAAACUGGUUCAUAUGUACACUUCUUGUGGGUCAUUGGAAGAAGCUAGAAAAGUUUUUGAUGGGUUACCCUGUUGGAACGUUUAUCCAUGGAACGCGUUGCUUAGAGGGACUGUGAUUUCGGGUAAGAGGCAAUACAUUGAUGUGCUCAACACUUAUUCAGAGAUGAGGUCUUUGGGGGUUGAGUUGAAUGUGUACAGUUUCUCCAGUGUCAUCAAGAGCUUCGCCGGUGCACCGGCGCUUUUUCAAGGCUUGAAGACUCAUGCCCUUUUGAUCAAGAAUGGUUUGGUUGAUAGCUCCAUCCUCAGGACUAGUUUGAUUGAUAUGUACUUUAAAUGUGGCAAGGUUAAGCUUGCACACCGUGUGUUUGAGGAAAUUUCCGAUAGAGAUGUUGUUGUGUGGGGAGCUAUGCUUGCAGGUUUCGCGCAUAACAGGUUGCAGAGGGAAGUAUUGGAGUAUGUAAGGUGGAUGGUAGAGGAAGGAGUAGACCCGAAUUCAGUUAUAAUGGCUACUGUUAUUCCUGUAAUUGGGGAAGUUAGUGCAAUAAGGUUAGGUCAGGAGGUUCAUGCUUAUGUAAUGAAGGCAAAAUGGUACUCUAAGCAACUGCCAAUUCAAUCUGCUUUGAUUGAUAUGUAUUGCAAGUGUGGGGAUAUGAGUUCAGCAAGACGGAUUUUUUAUAGCACAUUGGAGAGAAAUGUGGUUUGUUGGACAGCUUUGAUGUCAGGUUAUGCUUCAAAUGGAAGGCUAGAGCAGGCACUAAGGUCCACAAUUUGGAUGCAGCAAGAAGGGUUCAGGCCUGAUGUGGUGACUGUUGCCACGGUUCUUCCAAUUUGUGCUCAGUUGAGGGCUCUUGAACAAGGGAAGCAGAUUCAUGCUUAUGCUUUGAAACAUUGGUUUCUGCCUAACGUAUCCAUAACUUCUUCUUUGAUGAUGAUGUACUCUAAGUGCGGUGUGAUUGAGUAUUCUGUAAGACUAUUUGAUAAUAUGGAGCGAAGAAACGUGAUUUCAUGGACGUCAAUGAUUGAUUCAUAUGUAGAAAAUGGGUAUCUAUAUGAAGCACUUGGUGUGAUAAGGUCAAUGCAAUUGUCAAAGCAUAGGCCAGACUCAGUUGCCAUAGCAAGGAUGUUGAGUGUUUGUGGUGGAUUAAAACUUAUAAAGCUUGGGAAGGAGAUUCAUGGGCAGUUCUUGAAAAGAGCCUUUGAAUCAGUUCAUUUUGUUUCUGCAGAACUUAUCAAUAUGUAUGGCACUUUUGGAUAUGUUAAUAAGGCAAAGUUGGUGUUUAAUGCAGUUCCCGUUAAAGGAUCUAUGACAUGGACUGCUCUUAUAAGGGCCUAUGGAUAUAAUGAAUUGUAUCAGGAUGCAAUCAACAUUUUUGAUCAGAUGAGAUCAAAUGGUUUUUCUCCAACCCACUUCACUUUUGAAGCCAUUCUAUCUAUAUGUGACAGAGCUGGAUUUGUUGAUGAUGCAUGUAGAAUCUUCAAUAUAAUGCCUAGAUGUAAAAUUGAUGCAACUAAGGAACACUUCAAUAUAAUGAUCCGACUUCUUACCCGGUAUGGUCAACUAGAGAAAGCUCAGAGAUUUGUACAAAUGAGUUCUUCCUUAUAGAAGAGGCAACAUAACCUUUUCCUUCUGAAAGAUUUGUUAAAAAUUCCCGAACUGCAAACAUGUAACUUUUUGGUUC
This is a messenger RNA of Gastrolobium bilobum, 2164 nucleotides long. RefSeq names its product pentatricopeptide repeat-containing protein At1g71460, chloroplastic. The transcript has a single exon. The coding region runs from base 1 to 2088 and encodes 695 amino acids. Gene Ontology annotation, biological process: RNA modification. The record is from RefSeq and is a predicted model, not a curated record. Gene Ontology annotation, molecular function: protein binding; RNA binding. NCBI's taxonomy places the organism in Eukaryota, Viridiplantae, Streptophyta, Magnoliopsida, Fabales, Fabaceae.